AUGAAUUCAACUACAGUUUUUGCUAAUGCAACAUUUGAAGAAAUUCUAGACGAUCUUUCAAGCCGUUUUAUCAUCAACGUACCAGAAGCGGAGCUUGCUUCAGUGGAACGUAUCUGUUUCCAACACUGUCCUCUACUUCAUCAAUGGGCUCACGAACACGAACGUGCCUAUGCAGACUUUAUGCAAUACCGAUUUCGUAUUCCUGUUUGUGGAGCCAUUAUUCUCAAUACGAAUCUAGACAAGUGUGUUCUCGUGAAAGGAUGGAGUUCAAAAUCAGGCUGGGGAUUUCCAAAGGGAAAAAUCAACCAAGAUGAAGAUUAUGACUGUUGUGCAAUUCGAGAGGUGCUCGAAGAGACUGGAUUCGAUAUUGGUCCCUUGUUGAAAAAGUCAGAUUAUAUUGAACUGACAAUGAGAGAACAGAGAAUCAGGUUAUAUAUCAUUCAAGGUGUACCCGAAGAUACCCAGUUUACUCCACGUACAAGAAAGGAGAUUAGUCAAAUAUCUUGGAUCAAAUUAGACGAUUUGCCUACUUAUAAAGCAGAGCCUCGUCACGGAAAUGGGGCAUCCAACUAUGUGAAAGCAGGCCCAUAUAGAUUUUAUAUGGUUGUACCUUUUGUCAGGUAUAUAUUUAUAUAA
Messenger RNA from Rhizopus microsporus ATCC 52813, 636 nucleotides. Its product is annotated as decapping enzyme complex catalytic subunit. NCBI's taxonomy places the organism in Eukaryota, Fungi, Mucoromycota, Mucoromycetes, Mucorales, Rhizopodaceae. Gene Ontology annotation, biological process: deadenylation-dependent decapping of nuclear-transcribed mRNA; nuclear-transcribed mRNA catabolic process, nonsense-mediated decay. Gene Ontology annotation, cellular component: cytoplasm; P-body. The coding region runs from base 1 to 636 and encodes 211 amino acids. Gene Ontology annotation, molecular function: RNA binding; 5'-(N(7)-methylguanosine 5'-triphospho)-[mRNA] hydrolase activity; manganese ion binding. The record is from RefSeq and is a predicted model, not a curated record. The transcript is spliced from 5 exons.